AUGAGCGACGUCUGGGCAUAUGCCUACAUAGGCGACGAGAAAGCGAUUGCGAGGGCGAUCGAAGCAACGAUCCUGGACACAUGCAUCCGCAUCAACAACCGCGACUUCGACCUACCCACCGACAUUGAUGCCAAUGGCUGGACACGCUUCUCCAACGACUUCGUCUACUCCCCAGAAUAUCAGCCAAUACUCGCUCAAGAUUCGCGUCUCGCAGUCGAGGAGCUAGAACGAAAGGGAGCCAAGAAUCUGAUCGAAUUGUUUCGCGCGAUGACUGUCGCUUACCCAGAAUACCGGCUCGUACCAAUCGAUUACAACACGCAGGUGCACGAAAAGGCGGCAUGGGCAGAGUCGUAUGUCACGAUCGAGACGACGGGGCUAGGAGAUGUGACAAGGCAAAGCGUGGGAGUGUUUGAAUGGAAGCGCGACAAGGCGAAGAGAUGGUGGAUCACGAGAUAUCAUGGUAUGGCUGGAAUGGCGGGUGAUUGA
Fulvia fulva is the source of this 486-nucleotide messenger RNA. RefSeq lists its product as uncharacterized. Bases 1 to 486 code for a protein of 161 amino acids. The record is from RefSeq and is a predicted model, not a curated record. Lineage: Eukaryota; Fungi; Ascomycota; Dothideomycetes; Mycosphaerellales; Mycosphaerellaceae. The transcript has a single exon.